Molecule: messenger RNA, 465 nt
Organism: Entrophospora candida
Lineage: Eukaryota; Fungi; Glomeromycota; Glomeromycetes; Entrophosporales; Entrophosporaceae
Source: the annotation of a GenBank genome assembly
AUGGAUUUAGUCAAAGAUGGGAUAUACUCAAUAAAUGUAAAUGCUGCUAUUUUGGAAGUAGGAUUUUUAGAAGUUAUCAGCAACACUCUUUAUACUGAUGUCAAAAAAUUAAAUGAAGACAUCGAAAAAGUGUUUAAGUGUAUGCAAAUUUCCAUUUAUUAUCAAUGUCAAUACUAUUUAUCACAUGGAGCAACAGAACAACAAGUAUCUUCUAUAAAAAUGAAUGUUUACAUUUUAUGUAAUCAAACAAAUGGAGGUCUACACAUUGUUGAUAUUAUAAAAGAAUUUAGUAUAUCAAGUACUCAGGACCAAUUGUAUAUCUUGAGAGAAAUUAUCGAAAAUGUUUAUUUAUUUAAGAAGAUCAUUCCUUUUACUAAAACUCACAUUUGCAUAAAUGAAUCGCCUAUUGAUGCAUCACCCUCUAAAGUUUUGAGGUCUUAUGAUGCUUUAAAAUAUUCUAAAUAG